AUCUUGUUGCAGCUUACUUACUGGAUGGGAGUUUACUGCUUUCACUUCUCACUUCCUGUUUUUGCAACCACUUAUGAAACAGUGCCAUAUGUUCUUGAUUAAAUAGAGACAUUACUGUGUUGGAGACUUUGAAAAUGUUUCAGAAAGACUCUACCUCCAGAGAAAAUGUGGAAGAGGGGCGAUCUGGUAAAUUACUCCGAAUUCUUUAUCUGUUGAGCCAAUUGAGAAAAAUGCUCCAAAGGAUAUACCUGGCAAUUAAAUAUUUUGUAAUUUCUGCCAAGUUUUAUCAUUUCAUCUUCAUUGCAUCCCUAGCUUCAAAUAUAAUGCUAUUUUAUCCUCUUUUCCCAGUGAGAAGGAGAGAGCUGGACUCAUAUGUUUUGUAUGUUCCCUGCUCAAAAGGAUGGAUAGGAUUUGGAAGAAAAUGUUUUUAUUUUUCGGAUGAGACAAGGAACUGGACAUUCAGUCAGACAUUCUGUACUUCAGAAGAAGCUGUUCUUGCUCAGUUUGAAACCGAGGAGGAGCUGAACUUCCUGCUAAGAUACAAAGGCCCCUCUGACCAUUGGAUUGGCCUUAGUAGAGAAUCAUCACAUCAUGUUUGGAAAUGGACAGACCACUCUAAAUAUAAUGCCUCGUUUGCCAUCACAGGAGAUGCGACAUGUGGCUACCUGAAUGACCUUGGAGUUAGUAGUGCCAGAAGUUACACAGAUAGAAAAUGGAUUUGCAGCAAAAAAAUAACUAUUCCAUAUCCUUAAAUUCUUCAAGUCUUUUUUAGGGAAUUUCACACAUGAUCUCCAAGAGAUGCAUUAUAAAUUACAUACAGUUGCUGCUCUAUCGCUUGCUCUUCCAAAAAUAUCACCAAUAUUCAUUUAUAGUGUUGUUAACAGCAAGGAGACAAGCUAUACUUGAAUGAUACAGGGGUUUGGAAAAGCACGAUUCUAAAUUAAGUAAGUGUUAUAUAAUGAGUUGAUAUUUAUGUUUUGAACCCAGUCAAUAUGAACAAAUGUCUCUUUUUAUAUACAGACAGUAAUUUCUUUGCACAUAUGGGACCAUAAAAAUAACUAUGAUAACUGAAGCCAUGCUAAAUGAUUUUAAUCACUGAUGAGAAAAGUUAUUAAUUGGUUAACACAAUCGAAAUUAUCUUACCAUCAGUUGCAAAUGUAUGGGGAAAACUUUUUUGGACUUCCCUGGUGGCACGGUGGAUAAGCAUCUGCCUGCACAUUCAAGAAACAUGGGUUCGAUCACUGGUCCAGGAAGAUUUCACAUGCCACGGAACAGCUAAGACCAUGUGCCACAAUACUGAGCCUGGAUUCCACAGUCCAUGAGCGGCAACUAUUGUAGCCCAAGUGCUCAAGAAUCUGUGCUCUGCAACAUGAGAAGCCACUGCAAUGAGAAGUCCCUGCACUGCAGUGAAGAGUAGCCCCCAG
Messenger RNA from Odocoileus virginianus texanus, 1424 nucleotides. RefSeq names its product C-type lectin domain family 2 member D11-like. Gene Ontology annotation, cellular component: external side of plasma membrane. The record is from RefSeq and is a predicted model, not a curated record. Lineage: Eukaryota; Metazoa; Chordata; Mammalia; Artiodactyla; Cervidae.